AUGGCAGAAACCCGCUACGAUGCAGAAGAAGAGGUGAACGACCACCCAAUCGAGGAGGUCCGGAACACGGUGCCGAUAACCGACGACCCGUCGGAGCCGUCCCUGACGAUCCGAACAUGGGUGCUGGGGAUGUCGUCCUGCAUGCUUCUGGCCUUCGUCAACGAGUUCUUCAUGUACCGGUCCAACCAGCUGAGCAUCGGCACGGUGUUGGUGCAGAUCGCCACCCUGCCCAUCGGCCGGUUCAUGGCGUCGGCGCUGCCGGCGAAGCUCAUACGCGUCCCGCUCAUCGGCUGGUCCUUCAGCCUCAACCCGGGCCCUUUCAGCCUCAAGGAGCACUGCCUCAUCACCAUCUUCGCCGGCGCGGGCGCCAGCGGCGUCUAUGCAAUGAAUAUCAUCGCCAUCGUCAAGGUCUUCUACAAACGGCAGAUCAACCCCUACGCGGCCAUGCUGCUCGCGCAGACAACUCAGUUGCUUGGGUACGGAUGGGCUGGCUUGUUUAGGACGUACCUGGUGGAUUCAGCCUACAUGUGGUGGCCUCUAAACCUUGUCCAGGUCACCCUGUUCAGGGCGAUGCACGAGGAGGAGAAGAGGCCCAAGGGGCAGCUGACACGGCUGCAAUUCUUCAUCAUCGUGCUGGUCUGCAGCUUCGCCUACUACCUGAUCCCCAGCUACCUGUUCCCGGCGGCCAGCACCUUCUCGGCGCUCUGCUGGUUCUUCAAGGACUCUGUGACGGCGCAGCAGAUCGGCUCCGGCCUCAAGGGCCUCGGCCUCGGCUCCUUCGGCCUCGACUGGAACACCGUCGCCGGGUUCAUCGGCAACCCGCUCGCCUCCCCGGCGUUCGCCAUCUUCAACAUCAUGGUCGGCUUCUCCCUCAGCAACUAUUUAACGCUGCCGCUCCUCUACUGGACUAACACCUACAAUGCCAAGCGCUUCCCCAUCAUUUCGUCGCACGUCUUCGACGCUGCCGGCGGCCGCUAUGACACCAACCGCAUCCUCGACCCCAAGACCUUCACGCUCAACCUCCACGAGUACAACGCCUACAGCCGCAUUAACCUCAGCGUGCUCUUCGCCAUCAACUACGGAUUCGGCUUUGCUGGCCUCAUGUCCACGCUCUCACAUGUUGCGCUCUACCAUGGCAAGGAGAUUUUUGAUCUAUGGUGGAAGGCAGCGUCAGAGAAGGGCAAGGAGCACGAUGUGCACACCAGGAUCAUGAAGAGGAACUACAGGUCUGUUCCGCAGUGGUGGUUCCACCUAAUGUUGGUCCUCGUGCUGGCUCUGUCAUUGUUCACAUGUGAGGGUUUUGGAGGACAGUUGCAACUACCAUAUUGGGGACUCCUCCUCGCUUGUGCCAUCGCCUUAACCUUCACGCUACCCAUCGGCAUCAUCACUCCAACGACAAAUAUGCAACCUGGAUUAAAUAUCAUCACCGAGCUCAUCAUCGGGUACCUCUACCCUGGGAAUCCAUUGGCCAAUGUAGUAUUCAAGACGUGCGGCUACAUAAGCAUGGGGCAGGCACUAACAUUCGUGUCGGAUUUCAAGCUUGGGCAUUACAUGAAGAUACCCCAAGGUCCAUGUUCUUAG
Molecule: messenger RNA, 1581 nt
Organism: Triticum turgidum subsp. durum (durum wheat)
Lineage: Eukaryota; Viridiplantae; Streptophyta; Magnoliopsida; Poales; Poaceae
Source: the annotation of a GenBank genome assembly